ACAUAAGAAGUCUGGAGCGUUGCGUUGCAAAGUCUGCAUUUAGAGGUGGUGUUGAAAGCAAAUGAUAAACAAGUUACUGAUUGGGUGGAUGAAGAAUACAUAUGCCGAGACACAUUGAACCUGUUUUUACUAUAUUCCUGUGAACUGAGAGAAGACUUAAAAUGGAUGGAAUAUUUCUUAGUUUUCUGAUUUUAUGGGCCACUGCUGUGAUCCCCACAACCUCAUUCAGAACAUUUGGAGAUUCUAGGCUGAUAGAUGAAGCUGUGAAGCAAUUUAACUUAAAGUCAACAGGAAUGAAAAACUUGUUUUACUUCUCGGAGCUGCACGAAAAAAAAGAGACGUAUGAUGGAAUCUUACGGCAUGUCCAAAUGAACUUCACUAUGAAAGAAACUGUUUGUCCAAAAGGUGAAGGAUACAAUAUUAAUUUCUGCCAGUUCAAGACAAACGGAAUGAAGAGAAUAUGCUUUGCUUGUUUCAAAAUCAGUGACCAUCAUGACUUCACAAAAUUUGUUUACUGUCGCAAGGAAAAGAAGACUGAUCUAGAAAGCAUAUGUAAACAACUUAAAGGUCCUGAAAUCUAUCUACCUGGAAUAGUGUCAGAAUUAAUAAUGGGACAUGGCUUUCAAGAUAUACCUGAAAAUGAAGGCUGGCGAACAUAACAAUUUAUGUACUUCGUUUGUCUACUUACCCUUCCAGUGCAAUUACUGUUCAGCCUAUAAAGAGAUCGUAUACAAAUCAUUUUGAAAUUCACUGUGCAGUAGUCUGAGAAAAUAAAUGAUUUAAACAAAAUAAAAUGUUUUAUCUCAU
Messenger RNA from Protopterus annectens (West African lungfish), 807 nucleotides. Its product is annotated as antibacterial peptide PMAP-36-like. The transcript is spliced from 4 exons. Gene Ontology annotation, biological process: defense response. Gene Ontology annotation, cellular component: extracellular region. NCBI's taxonomy places the organism in Eukaryota, Metazoa, Chordata, Ceratodontiformes, Protopteridae. The coding region runs from base 162 to 659 and encodes 165 amino acids. The record is from RefSeq and is a predicted model, not a curated record.